UUGUCUAUUCGCCACCCGAAACCAGCUGCUUCAGCUCCAGCCUGACUCGCGAAUCGUUUUAUCUGGCAGCUAUCACUCCACGGCGUUAUGACUGUUGUUCUCAGAUCAACAGGCCGUAACACUCCGAUCUCCCCAGAAUUGCUUUGACACGGCCUCCGAAUUGCGUUUCUUGGACCUGAGCUAGCUGUCAGGCGGCACUGACUUUGUGAUUCAAUGUUCUACAGCGCCCUAUGGAGUCAUAUAGCAUUCACCGCUCUAGUUCUUAGUGUUAUAUCCCCGUUGCUUCAAGGGAGGGCUUUUCGCAGUACAAGUAACAGCUCACAAAUUAUUGCUAGUAACUCACUGCCUAUAGUCGAUCGAUACAAACUGCUAAAAACUACGUUGGUACCAAUUCGUUCUGUUGAUCUUCUCGAAAAGAUCUUGCCUGGUGAUAAUCGGCGGAUGGAGAUGUG
This is a messenger RNA of Trichoderma asperellum CBS 433.97, 452 nucleotides long. The record is from RefSeq and is a predicted model, not a curated record. Lineage: Eukaryota; Fungi; Ascomycota; Sordariomycetes; Hypocreales; Hypocreaceae.